AUGUGCUUGAAUAUACCGUGGAAUCCAUCCGACGCGUGGCAGUACUUGAGAGGCAUAGCCAAUGGAUCCCACGAUUGUCCUGAAACACCAUCAAGUGCCCAGAGGGCUCGGACAGCCUAUUUGCAAUUAUCGAAUACCACCCCGGCGGACACCGUUGAUCUUGAAGAGGCAUACACUGGUCUUAUGAAGUAUAGACUCGUCCAAAACGGUACUUUAGACGCUGAAACUGUGCUGUGCCUGGUUCAACUUUAUGCAAGCCGCUUCCACAGCUAUUUUCCAGUGGUCCCGAAAGGUAACUUCGACCCUCACACUCUAAAUGAAUUUGCGUCAGCUGAAAAGUACCUCUUCACCGCUGUCCUCACAAUUUCUUCGAAAUCUCUCGACAAUAUGCAACACAUCCACGAGAGCUGUUGCGAGUACAUGCGAGAACUUCUUUCCGAGAUUUCUUUUGGGGCAGAUUGUGAUAUCGAUGCAGUUGAAGCAUUGCUUCUUCUAGCUCAAUGGGAGCCUCCCGGCCUCCUUGCACGCGUUGGGUAUAUUGGAAACGGAGAGGAGGAUCGAGCUGCGUGGAUGCACGUUGGUCUUGCUUUGCGUGCGGCGCAAUUUCUAGGACUAGAGCGCGCAUUUGUUCCAGGUGAGUCUGCCGAGCCCUCUAAAAGAGGCUCUCGACAGAGGCUUACCUGGAUCGGCUGCUAUAUGUCGGAUAGAUUGUUGUCAACCCGCCUCGGGCGCUCAUUUUCGCCUAGCAGUCCUGGUAAUACCGUAGCUUCAGUUUAUCAUGAGUUUUCCGUACUCCAACCUACCAAUCCGGAAGAAGACGCCCAAGGAAAGACUUUUCAGGCACAUCUUGAGCUCAUUCAAAUGCACAGCAAUUUCCAUAUGUUUAGAAACUCGGAUAUCUGCACAACUGACCACGCGACAAUGGAUCAAGAUCAUUUGAAAUCUGUGGAGGAACUCUUGGUGGCCAUGUCGAAUUGGCACCGGAUUUGGGGUAUCCUAGCAUGUGAGGAAGUGAUGAUAACCUUUUGGACACCACGGUUUGCUGCUGAUUAUAAAACAGGUCCUAUACACCUAAAAGCAACACUUCAGAUGGCCUAUGAAUAUUUACGCUUUGACGUCAAUGCCUUAGCUGUCAAAUCUGAAAUGCGCCGAGCAAAGUCAUCUGACUUGUACGUUGGCUGCCAUGACGAUCAGGAUAUACCCAUCAACCAUUCAAACGGCACCCGUGACUUUCCUUUCAUGCAUGAUGCUAUUGAUGCCGCGAAAAUGUACUUGAAUAUUCUUGCAAAUUGUGUUGAUCCUGAAGAACACUUGAAGUUCAUGCCGUUAAGAUAUUACUUGUGA
Penicillium canescens is the source of this 1344-nucleotide messenger RNA. RefSeq names its product fungal specific transcription factor domain-containing protein. Gene Ontology annotation, biological process: DNA-templated transcription. The transcript has a single exon. Lineage: Eukaryota; Fungi; Ascomycota; Eurotiomycetes; Eurotiales; Aspergillaceae. Bases 1 to 1344 code for a protein of 447 amino acids. Gene Ontology annotation, molecular function: zinc ion binding; DNA-binding transcription factor activity, RNA polymerase II-specific; DNA binding. The record is from RefSeq and is a predicted model, not a curated record. Gene Ontology annotation, cellular component: nucleus.